CCACGUGCAUGUGGGGCCCAGUGGUAAGGUGGAAGAAAAGUGUCAUCCAAUCCUGCUAUUCAUUUUGAUGCUCAAAGAUGACAUAAAAGCUGCAUGUCAGGGAGGAAUGGCCAUUGAGAAGGAAGAAAGCAGCCCUGCACUCCUCUGUGAUUGGGACUGACUGUGUUGUUGCUGGGUGGAUGCUGCGUAAUGCUGUUGCUGCUCCUGCUCCAGCACCGUGAUGUUUCUGUUCCAGACUGUGCUGACUCACAUUCAAGAAAAAAUGAUACAUAAACACAAUGCACUGUAACUCUUUUCCUUUCCCUCAGUAACCUCGAAAGUUUCUGUAGCUCAUGGUUUAAAUGGCUGAGACAAUAGCUGUAAUACCAAGAGAUGAAGAGGACAUCCAAAAUAAUUGUGAAGAUGAAGAUCGAUUUCCGAAUCAUGAUACUGUUACGGCAUCCCUUGGUUGCUCUGCCAGCCCUUCAUUAGCCAGCCUUAAUGAAGACAGGGCAAGCUCAGCGGGGCCAGAAAGACUGUCUGUCCUCUCCAGCAAGGCCGUGACCCUGGUAAAAGCCCUGACUGGCCCAGAGAUGGUUAGUGGUGGCCAGAACCAGAGAACAGCCUCUGGGCUGGCUGAGCAUCAUAUGACAGCUGUAGACGUAUCAUUGGGUGACUCGUUGUACCCUGUGGUAGUCAGUAACCUGCAGCCUGUGGACAUUGCCUCCCUGUGCUCCAAAAGCUCCUUCUGCGAUGGUGAAUUGAAUUCAGAAGUGCUUCAGGUCCCAAGGGUGCUCUGUGAAGCCAGUGAAUCCCCACAGGUUGGGACUGACCAAAAGGACUGCCACACACAGCAGGAAGGAAGCGGCACCAAGGGCAAUACGGUCUCUUGUAGUCUGGGCCAUGUGAUUUGGAUGAAGACCACAACAGUAAUGGAGACCUUAGAAAACAAGAAACAAGAGGAAAAGGAGAAGUACCGGCUCCAACUAGCUAUGUACCGACGGCUUCUGCUGUUGCGCUCCAUCAGGAGUUUGCAUAGGCAGCUGGAGCAGCAGCAGGCCAGGUUGAAGGAAUGCUAUGGCAUGGUAAUAAAUACCAAGAAAGAAGUGUUGAAACACAUCUGCUCAGCCUCGCCCUCACCUUCGCCAUAAUCAUGUUGCUGCAUGCAAAAAUGAGCUUUGCAAUGCCACCGGAGCCGCCAGCAAGCUUGCAUGCUACCGGGGUGGUGUCCUCAUACCCAAGGGUAUGUGCCCAUGUGCGCUCAGAGUAGAGAGGAAACAGCAACAGCAGCAGAGCAAGAAGAGAGGAGAGAAGGGGAAGUGUGGGCCCCCGAAUUUAUCUAGAGGAAACCAGAGCAAGAUUGAACCUGUGCGAGAAGUUGACUCCUGAUGAACACUCAAAGCCUCAAGCUGAAAUAGAAUUUUUUUGGCAUAUAGGUUUGCAAAAAGAAAAAAAAUCAUCACAAAACUGGGAACCUAGUCUGACACCUGAUCCAUAAAGGUGGUCAGAUGCAGGGUUGCUACCUGCUGAAUAUGUGAUCUGGUGCAUCUCCCUUCUACUUUCAGCACUAACAAAACUUGAACAGAAUUAGGAUUUGCUUUCCUGCAAGAAUACCUGAAUUUAGAAAGUCCGGAUAUUUGAAACACUAAAACUCAGUCUCAACCCUAUCUACCUAGCUGCCUGUUUUUCACAAAUCGUGAAGGCCAUUGUACAAUUGCAACCUCUAUUUUCCUUUAAAAUUUAUUCGGACCACCCAGAAAUUAUUAUGGGAAGGUAGGACAGUUGCACACAGAGGGAAACAGUACAACUGCCUAAGCCAGAUUUCCUCAGGAAAGCAAGGUAAAAACAAAGGCCUUGUAAUCUAAUGUUGCAUUGGAAACCCAGGCUGGCAGUGCCAGGGGAAUGUUUGAGGUCUGCACAAUUAUUAAUCUGCUGCUAACUCCCAGUAGCACUAGCAUCUGCAAAUCAAGCAUAUUUUGUGCCUUACUGCUGUCAUUUAAUGGAAGUUGGUGACAAUUAGCACUUUUUAUCCAGGUGUAUUAGACAUGUGGAAAACCCUGGAGCACUGCUUCUCCAAUUGUAAGGUUAGGAUGCCUGCAGGGAAUUUGAUGUCAGUAUGCAACAAACACACAGGGAAAAUGAAAGCAAAAAUAUGCAACUUUUUUGUAUGCAUUUAAAAGGCAAUGUGUGUACCUGUUAUGGAACAGCAAAAUUGAAUAAUUGAAUGUACUGUUUCAGGAUCUGAAGCAAA
Myiozetetes cayanensis is the source of this 2230-nucleotide messenger RNA. RefSeq lists its product as uncharacterized. NCBI's taxonomy places the organism in Eukaryota, Metazoa, Chordata, Aves, Passeriformes, Tyrannidae. The coding region runs from base 342 to 1130 and encodes 262 amino acids. The transcript has 3 exons. The record is from RefSeq and is a predicted model, not a curated record.